CUCGAAUUCAAUACUUCCGUACUUCUACUCUCAAGCCACAAUCAGGUUGUGCAAUGACGUCUUUACAAUAAGUUCCACGGAGACUUACUCACACAAUGUUAUCCCAUUGUCCUCUGACUUUCUGUCGUUCUGCUGCCACCCUGGAGACAUUAUAAAUAUGCUCAAUACCGUUCUUCUCCCUCUUCACAACUCUUGAGUUGCUCGGGUCACUGAUAUGAACUAUCUCACCCCACCUUGUCGCUACUAUUUCGCCUUUUCUAUUGAUAUAGCUGCAACUCUGGAGCUGUACUGUGACGGAGGUGAUGAUGCUAUGUUGAAAAAGCUGUCCGGUCUGGAGAACAAGAAGUACGCUGGCUACUGCAUAGAGAGAGACCUUCCAACCGAGGGGGAUAAUAGCUUCCACACUAUUAAUAUUCGACCGGUGCAACAGGGCCUCACGAAGCGUUAUCCUCAAGAUCCUUACCGUGCACGGCCUGCAAUGUGCAUUCCUAUCCUCCCGGAGACUUUUCAUCCGCGGUCAAGGACUCCCCUGAAGCUUUCGAAGCCUUUGCCCUGGAACAAUUGUUACCACCCCACCUGCUACGAUAUCCGCGCGCGCAUACCCAAGGAACUACGCAAUUACUCGGAGACACCUCGAUUACGAUCUUCAACCCCUGUGAUCAACCAACCACUCAUACAAGAUGAAGAAUUCUACCGACUCCUCCGGGAUGGAAUAGGCGAGGAUCGAGUUUUAAGAAUUCUCGACGGUACAGAAGAGCGUCCAGACAUAUGCAUAGACACUUCAGACGACCCGUCGGAGACUUGUACAACCUUCCUAGCAAAGAUACCUGGAAAGGAAGAUCUUGAAGCAGACGACGGAUUUACGCCAGUUCUUCGUAUCGACCAUAACCUGACGAAUGUUCCGGAGAUAUACAAUCCGUCAGAACUGUGGGAAGACCGCGAUCUUUUUCGAAGAAUCGUGCACGAGUAUCAACUUUCACGAUACGCUCCGGUUCUUUUGGUGGGGCCACAGGAACCGGCACUGUCCAAGGAUGAUAUCACCCUUGAACCGUCUGGUGAUUCCAUGGAAGAUUUCGGCGGUUCUGGUUCUGAAGCUUCAGGUUCGUAUGGAGUUCGGUCGUUGCCUGAUUCGGAUGAGGUUUCCCAAACACCAGUCCGUCGUCGAAAAAGUGGGUUUCUCUCAGUUCACAGUGUGGCUCGUAAUGAUUUGUGCUUUCAAGGCAAAUGGAGAGUCAAGUCACCGAUCAAGCGGGCAAUUACAAAAUUUAUCAAACUCGUGAAGUGGCAGUCAUGAUUGCGUCCGUGGUAGGUAGACUAAGUAAACACCGUAUGUAUUUUGUCGUGCUGUGACUGAUUGACUUUCCCAAAUUGUGAAUCGUGAAAAG
Molecule: messenger RNA, 1385 nt
Organism: Guyanagaster necrorhizus
Lineage: Eukaryota; Fungi; Basidiomycota; Agaricomycetes; Agaricales; Physalacriaceae
Exons: 3
Coding region: 215-1294 (359 amino acids)
Source: RefSeq, a predicted model, not a curated record